Molecule: messenger RNA, 3867 nt
Organism: Salvelinus fontinalis (brook trout)
Lineage: Eukaryota; Metazoa; Chordata; Actinopteri; Salmoniformes; Salmonidae
Product: choline transporter-like protein 2
Exons: 22
Coding region: 385-2562 (725 amino acids)
Biological process (GO): choline transport; transmembrane transport
Cellular component (GO): membrane
Molecular function (GO): choline transmembrane transporter activity
Source: RefSeq, a predicted model, not a curated record
CCAUUUUGCCUCGUUUGUGCUCCCACCCUUCCCUGUAGGUGAGCUACCUGACCAAACUCUGGGGAGAGAGAGAAUGUGAAAGAGGUAGAGAAAGCCAGGAACAAAGGCAGAGAGUGAGAGAAACACAGACAAAAAGAGCUCUGUGUGGAGGGAAGAGAAAGGAACAGGUGGACUAGAGAUUUGAGCUAGGCAGUUGUUGGGGAGGAAAAACAGUGGGUGUGCUCAGAGCUGUUGCAGACAAGUUUCUUCCCACAAUACCUGUCUCUCUCACUUUCUUAAACACACCAGUUGGCAGGAAAAGGAAGUGAAGAAAAAAAGGUCUGAAGAAAAAGAGGGAGAGUUUUCCGGUCAUUUAAAAACUGACUACCAGAAAGGAAUUUAAAGAUGCCUGAGGAGCAACCCUAUUACGGAAAGCAUGGUGAACCAAGAAAAUAUGACCCCACCUUCAAAGGCCCCAUCUAUAACAGGGGUUGCACUGACAUUGUAUGUUGCAUCCUCUUCAUUAUUUGCAUACUGAGCUAUGUUGCAGUGGGAAUUCUGGCCUGGUCCCAGGGAGACCCCAGGAAGGUGAUCUACCCCACAGACAGCAGAGGACAGUUCUGUGGGCAGGCAGGCACACCUCUGGAGACGAAGCCCCUGCUGUUCUACUUCAACAUCAUGAAGUGUGCCAGUCCCAUGGUGCUGCUGGAGUUCCAGUGCCCAACCACACAGAUGUGUGUGGAGAAAUGCCCUGAUAAGUUCAUGACGCUCAAGAAGGCCUACGACAUUAAAGAGAACUUAAAGUAUUAUAAGAACUUCUGCAAGGAGGGUCUAGAGGGGCUGACUGUAACACAGAUCCUGAGAUUUGGCCUGUGUCCUGCCAUGCUGAUGCCAAGUAAACCCUUCACCCACAGAUGCUUCCCUGCCCUGGACCAGAAGAAGGGAGGGGAGAUCACAGUGGGAAAUAACUCUAUGUUUGAUGACGGGGAGGGGAAGAUUAGAGAUGCCAAAGAUCUGGUGGCGGGGGUCAAGAAUGCCACAGUGGUCAUUGAGGCUCGACAAGUGGCCAUGAAUAUCUUUGAGGAUUACACCCAGUCCUGGUACUGGAUCCUAAUAGGGUUGGUGAUUGCCAUGCUCAUCAGUCUCCUCUUCAUCAUCCUCCUGCGCUUCCUGGCCGGGAUCAUGGUGUGGGUCAUGAUCGUCAUGGUGAUUCUGGUCAUUGGAUACGGCAUCUUCCACUGCUCCAUGGAGUAUGUUAGCCUGAAGUCAGAGGCAGGCUCUAAUGUCACUCUAAAGGACCUGGGCUUCCAGACAGACUUCUCUGUGUACCUGCAUAUCAGACAGACCUGGCUGGCCUUCGUUAUUAUUCUGGCCAUUGUGGAGGUCAUCAUCAUUUUGCUGCUCAUCUUCCUCAGGAAUAGAAUCCUCAUCGCUAUCGCUCUCAUCAAAGAAGCCAGCAGGGCCAUUGGGUAUGUGAUGUCAGCCCUGUUUUACCCCUUGUUCACCUUUGCCCUCUUAUCCAUUGUCAUCGCCUACUGGGCCGUCACCGCUGUGUUCCUGUCCACCUCCAAUCAGCCCAUCUAUAAGGUGUUCAAUGAGACGGCCUGCGAUCACUCCAGGAAAACCUGCGAGCCAGCUAACUUCAGCACCUCCAGUAUGAAGGCGGAGUGCCCAUACUCGAAGUGUCUGUUUGCCUACUACGGUGGAGAGACGGUCUACCACAAGUACCUGAUUGGCCUGCAGUUCUACAACGUCUUCCUGUUCUUCUGGUGUGCCAACUUUGUGACAGCGCUGGGUCAGAUGACCCUGGCUGGGGCCUUUGCCUCCUACUACUGGGCCUUGGUCAAGCCUGAUGACAUGCCUGCCUUCCCCAUCUUCUCAUCCCUUGGCAGAUCACUCAGGUAUCACACAGGUUCCCUGGCGUUUGGCUCUCUCAUCCUCUCCAUCAUCCAGAUCAUCAGGGUUCUGCUGGAGUACAUCAACCACAAGCUCCAAGGAACCCAAAAUAAGUGUACGAAGUUCCUGCUGUGCUGUCUCAAGUGCUGCUUCUGGUGCCUGGAGAAAUUCAUCAAGUUCAUCAACAGAAAUGCCUACAUUAUGGUGGCGAUAUAUGGCAAGAACUUCUGCACGUCUGCCAAAGAUGCCUUCUUCCUCCUUAUGAGGAACAUGAUCAGGGUAGCUGUCCUGGACAAGGUGACAGACUUCCUGUUGUUCCUGGGCAAACUCCUCAUCGCGGGGCUUGUGGGAAUCUUUGCCUUCUUCUUCUUCUCUGGGAGGGUGAAGGCCUUUGAGAACACAGCCCCCAACCUCCACUACUACUGGGUUCCCAUCCUGACGGUGGUAGUUGGUUCCUUCCUUAUUGCCCACGGCUUCUUCAGCGUGUACGCCAUGUGUGUGGACACACUUUUCCUCUGCUUCUGCGAAGACCUGGAGAGAAAUGAUGGCUCUCUGGCAAGACCGUAUUACAUGUCAGCUUCGCUCCAUGACAUUCUGUCUGAGAACAAGGCUGUGGAGGAGACCGAGGAGCCAACCCAGUCCUCACCACAUCAGCCAGACGACCAAGACGUCCAGCUGAAACAAUAGCAGCCUCUGAUGCAGGAGAAAGACGAGGACGUUUAGGAGUAGUCAUAGCAAAGACACUGUGGACGAGAUCUCCACCUGCAGAUCUGUCUUGUAGAAAUGGGCAUGAUACUCGUGAUUGGUAGAUCGACAUCAAAGCCUGAAUUUGGACAAGUCAACUGCUUGACCAGUGUCUUUCCUUCUCCCUAUAGAAACGUGUGUGUAUACAGUUGAAGUCGGAAGUUUACAUACACCUUAGCCAAAUACAUUUAAACUAAGUUUUUCACAAUUCCUGACAUUUAAUCCUAGUAAAUAUUCCAUGUCUUAGGUCAGUUAGGAUCACCACUUUAUUUUAAGAAUGUGAAAUGUCAGAAUAAUAGUAGAGUGAUUUAUUUCACCUUUUAUUUCUUUCAUCACAUUCCUAGUGGGUCAGAAGUUUAUACACUCAAUUAGAUUUUUGCCAGCAUUGCCUUUAAAUUGUUUAACUUGGGUCAAACGUUUUGGGUAGCCUUCCAUAAGUUGGGUGAAUUUUGGCCCAUUCCUCCUAACAGAGCUGGUGUAACUAAGUCAGGUUUGUAGGUCUCCUUGUUCGCACACGCUUUUUCCGUUCUGCCCACAAAUGUUCUAUAGGAUUGAGGUCAGGGCUUUGUGAUGGCCACUUCAAUACCUUGACUUUGUUGUCCUUUCGCCAUUUUGCCACAACUUUAGAAGUAUGCUUGGGGUCAUUGUCCAAUUGGAAGACCCAUUUGCGAUCAAGCUUUAACUUCUUGACUGAUGUCUUGAUGUUGCUUCAAUAUAUCCCCAUAAUUUUCCAUCCUCAUGAGGCCAUCUAUUUUGUGAAGUGCACCAGUCCCUCCUGCAGCAAAGCACCCCCACAACAUGCUGCCACCCCCGUGCUUCACGGUUGGGAUGGUGUUCUUCGGCUUGCAAGCUUCCCCCUUUUCCUCCAAAUAUAACAAUGGUCAUUAUGGCCAAACAGUUGUAUUUUUGUUUCAUCAGACAAGAAGACAUUUCUCCAAAAAGUGCAAUCUUUGUCCCCAUGUGCAGUUGCAAACUGUAGUCUGGCUGUUUUAUGUUGGUUUUGGAGCAGUGGCUUCUUCCUUGCUGAGCGGCCUUUCAGGUCAUGUCGAUAUAGGAUUUUUUUUUUUUACUGUGUUUAUAGAUACUUUUGUACCUGUUUCCUCAAGCAUCUUCACAAGGUCCUUUUGCUGUUGUUCUGGGAUUGAUUUGCACUUUUCACACCAAAGUACGUUCAUCUCUAGGAUACAUGGAAAUGAAACAAUGUUAAAGUUUUUCCUUUUGAAAUAAUUUUCAUAUUUUUGUCUCAUG